CUUGCUCUCAUCGCAUCGUCGCUGUUUUCCCCCUCAGCAUCCAAUACCAUCCCUCAUGCACCUGCCAGGCAAAAAGAAAAAAGAAGCAGAAAAGAAAAAAGGCGAGAACGCACCCGUCGCUUCUUACAACUCUCACAUCCCGUGCGGGAUUUCGGAGCUCGGCGUUUAUUUUUCCCUUUUGAGGGUGGUUGUAUCUGCGUUUGCGUUGGCCAAUUUGGUGGUAAGUCGGGGUUUGUGAUUUCCAUUUGCUUAUUCGAUUCGGGUUGGUUGAUUGUAGAUGCUUGGGGGGUGGGGGGAGAAAGGGAAGGGAGGCGAAGGAGCCCAGGAGAGUUUCUCGUGUUAAGACAUAUAGGGAAAGGAAUCCCCCCCCCCGCCCCUCUCGCC
Aspergillus fijiensis CBS 313.89 is the source of this 384-nucleotide messenger RNA. RefSeq lists its product as uncharacterized. The record is from RefSeq and is a predicted model, not a curated record. Bases 56 to 238 code for a protein of 60 amino acids. The transcript has a single exon. NCBI's taxonomy places the organism in Eukaryota, Fungi, Ascomycota, Eurotiomycetes, Eurotiales, Aspergillaceae.